UUAUUUGAAAGAGAUCUUUGUGUCCUACAGUUUGGCAAUACUUUGAAAUAUACCUCUCCGAAAGUAGUUUCGGGUGAUUGUGAGUUGUUGUAUAAACUUAGCGUGUGAUAUGGCUGGAGUCAUGAAGGAAUUCAAAAGUAGCAGUUAUAUGUCUCAAGAAUCUAUUAAAAUAAUUGCUGAAUCAGUUGGAAUAUCAAAUAUAUCAGAUGAAGCUGCUAAAUUACUCGCUGAUGAUAUAAGCUACAGAAUGAAAAUGAUGAUCCAGGAUGCAAAGAAAUUUAUGGGCCAUGCUAAAAGAAAAAGGCUCAGUGUUGGAGACCUUGAUUACACACUGAAAGUUAAAAAUAUUGAGCCUCUGUAUGGGUUUUGUGCUCCUGAAUUUAUCCCAUUUCGGUUUGCCAGUGGUGGAGGUCGAGAAAUCUAUUUCAGUGAAGAAAAAGAAAUGGAGUUGAGUGAUGUUGUAGGAGCUCAGAUGCCUAAGCUUCCACUUGAUAUAUCUGUAAAAGCUCACUGGUUAAGUAUUGAAGGUGUACAGCCAACAAUUCCAGAAAAUCCACCUCCAGUUUCCAAGGAUCAGCAGAAGCUUGAAAGUAUGGAUCCAUCUGCUAAAAUACCAAAGAUUGGAUCCAGUCCUACAAAUAAAGGUUCUAAAGAAGAUAUUUCAAAACAUCUUGAAAUUGUACGUCUGAAACAACUUGCUACUCAUGAACUCUCAGUGGAGCAACAGCUGUAUUAUAAAGAAAUUACAGAAGCUUGUGUUGGUUCAGAUGAAUCUAGAAGAGCAGAAGCUUUGCAGAGUCUGGCAUCAGAUCCAGGAUUAUAUCAGAUGCUUCCUCGUCUAAGUCAAUUCAUUUCAGAAGGUGUAAAAGUUAAUGUUGUACAGAAUAACUUAGCCCUUUUGAUAUAUCUCAUGCGAAUGGUAAAAGCCUUGCUAGACAACCAGACUCUUUUCCUUGAAAAAUAUCUACAUGAAUUAAUUCCCUCAGUGUGUUCAUGCAUCGUUAGCAAGCAGUUAUGUACUAGGCCUGAUGUUGAUAAUCAUUGGGCACUAAGGGAUUUUGCAUCACGAUUAAUUGCACAAAUAGCAAAGAAUUUUAACACUACAACCAGCAAUGUACAAACCCGUGUCACAAGGAUGUUUAGUCGUGCUCUUGCAAAUGAAAAGAUGCCUUUAGCAUCACAUUAUGGAGCCAUAUCCGGGCUUUCGGAAUUAGGACCAGAAGUUGUUCGAACUUUUGUCAUACCUCGAGUGAAAGGAAUAGGAGAACGUAUAAGGCAAUGUUUAGAGGGUCCAAUGGCAAGUAGUGUAGAUAAAAGUGCAGCAGAACAUAUUAAGCAACUUAUAUUGAGAGUUCUGUCUCCUGUGUUAAAAUCAUGUAAUUUCAUUGGAGAUAAUUUAGAGGAUUAUAGGAAUGAAUUUGGAUAUUUAGGACCCUUUCUCCACAGCCAUGUUAUGAGAGCAAGGCAACAAGCUACUACUACUGCACCAGCACGGCCAUCAUUUACAGUCUCUCAGCCUCGUAUUCUUCCGACAAUUACAAGACCACCCACCAUAGUAGCAGUACCAAGAUCAGCCACAACAGCUGGAGUACCAUCUCCAACUGGUCCUAAAUAUGUAAUAGUUGCCAACAAUGCACGACCGGGUACACCUGUUUCAGCUGUCAGUCAAACUUCACCAACCACAUCAAAUGUGGUAAAUAAUUCAAAUCCAACCCUUGUGAAAAUAGUGACAACACCAUCUGUUUCUACAGUGCCUGGAAAAGCAGUAACAACUAAUUCUUCUUUAGCAAAACUUGUAGUUUUACAACCAUCUUCAAGUGAUUGUGACUCUUCUGUAAAUGUAAAAUCAGAACCCAAUACACCCAUCCAUAGUCGACCAGGAACACCUGAAGUAGCAGCAUAUGUUUCGGCAUCUGAUACAGCUGAACACAGCUGAAAUAUAAAAAGUGUAACUUGUAUAGUGAAGAGCAAGAAUCAUGACUGUAAAUAUGAAUGCUUUUUCGUAAUUAUCACAGGUGCCUUAUGUUCAUUCAGACUAUACAGAAACAAAAGCAAUAAUCUCCAAGAAAUUUUCAAUCUCCAAAUUAAGAUUUUUCUUUUAAUAUAUGAAUCCAUAUUAAGAAAGUUUGAUUUUUCGUUUUGCAGAGAAAAAAUUGUCAGGCAAGAUAGAUUUAUUGGUUAAGGAAUCUAAUUUUGUGCAAAUAUUACAAUUUUUGUAUGUUAAUUUUUGUUUAAUAUACAAUAAUAUAAAAUAAUGACUAUAUAUAUAUAUAACAUUGUUCAUUAUUUUAUAUACUUAUUCAAUCUAAUUGUGUGCAUAUAUUCCAAAUUUUUGUAUGUUGUUUUUAACAAAAUAUAAAAUAAUGUUUAUAUACUUAUUCAACAUGAUCAAUAAUUUAUGUAUAUAUUAUUUUAUAUACUUAUUCAAUAUGAUCAUUUCCUUUCAGCAUGUAUGCAUUUUGUUUUUGUAUUAUGCUAAAGUUAAAUGUGUGAAAAUUAUGUAAAUAUUUAUGUGUUUGUAUUAAAGUGUAUAUAGUGCACAACUUAUUUCUCUGAUAUUUAAAUAUUUGUGUUUCCUUAUUUGAUUUCAUGAUCACACUAAUACUUAUUGAUACUUUCUGAUAAUCCGCACCCCUUCUGAAAAGCUGUGAAAAAUAGAGGCAAGUCAUAUUGCCAAAAAGUAUUUUUGUGGUAAUCCAGGUUAUGUGUAGCAGAUAUUGAUUAGCAUUUUUUAUGAGUGUUUUGUUUUGUAUUAAGAAAAGAAACACUCAUACAAAAAAAAAAAAAAAAAAAAAACCCACCCACCCACCCCACCAUUUAGUUUUAUGUUGGAGUAUACGUGGAAGUUUCAACUGUAAUUGUGGCUGGUAUGCAAAGGCAAGUUUGUGCAUUUACCUCAAACCCCCUUUUUUUUUCAAGUGAAAAUUUAUUGGUAUACAUAGGAAGAACACAACAGAGGGGAGAAACCAAGUGUACUUGUCUCUUCUGCAGAAAAAAUAAAAUGAACAUAGAGAUAAUAACGUUAUUUCCCAAAGUCGUACGAGUUUACAAUUUUUUGUUGGGGGGAGAGGGGUUAAUCAGAAAGUAACAUUCAUUUUGUUCAAAUAUUGUUUAAAAUUUGGUGUAGUAAUGUUUGUAUAUAUUUUUUGCUCAUAAAUGAAUAUUAAGAAAAUAUUCUACCAAUUAAUAACAUUCACCUACCACCAUGUCCCCCUUAAAAAAAAAAGGAUUUCUUUACAUUUGUAACACAUACCUUCAUUAUUGCAUAUAAUUAUAUCAGGUCCUUGAAAAGUUCUGUGGUUUUUGAUCAUACAUACAAAAACAAAAUUUCAUUAGAUCAUUUUUUUAUUGUCUUUUUGCCACUAACAUGAUCUUUUUCUUGUAAUAUUAUUGUACAGCUUCCGCUUGUCAUCUCCAGUAGUCAGGCAUUUAAAAAGGGGGAGACUUAUUUGUUUUCAGCAAAGAAUCAUGAGCCGAAACUGGAGUAAGGAUAUUUUGCUGUGCUGAAGCAACCAUAUGUUUUAGUAGCUAAGAUACUCUGUGUUCUUCAAAUGAAUCACAUAUAAUAUUUUUAAAAAAUAUUUAGUCUGUCUGAUGGUUGUCCAAAACUGGCAUCAUAUUCAAAACUGAAAUUUCCAUGCCUAAACUUCUCAAACCACCUUCAAACUGCAUCAUUAGAAACCAUGCUUUAUCCAUGCAUAGCACAAAUAUUAGGAGUUAUAUGACUAGCAUUUUUUCUUAUUUUAAAGGAAAAGAGUUAUAUUAUGGCAAAAGGAACUUUUGGGUUCUGCAUUCUGAGCACUGCUCUGAAGCAAAAAUGAUGUCAGUUCUGUAACACGAGUAGAAAAGACUUACUUAAAAUUACAUUUCAAAUAAGGUCAUUCCUUAUCACAGUAAAAAAAUGAUUAGAGUAACACGUUUUGAUUUGAAAAACCGCAAAACUUGCUCAAUGACUCAAAAAGUUAAAAUGACAGUGUAUAUUUCACUCUAACAGUAAAGCCACCUAUGUGUGUAGCAUACUACUGUACAACUGUAUGAAGUGAAUACUGUUGAAUGAAAUUUUGCAUUUAUUAUAUCUUAAUAAAGAUUUAUUUUUCCUUUUCA
This is a messenger RNA of Stegodyphus dumicola, 4104 nucleotides long. RefSeq names its product TBP-associated factor 6 (gene Taf6). The record is from RefSeq and is a predicted model, not a curated record. NCBI's taxonomy places the organism in Eukaryota, Metazoa, Arthropoda, Arachnida, Araneae, Eresidae. Gene Ontology annotation, molecular function: RNA polymerase II general transcription initiation factor activity; transcription coactivator activity; protein heterodimerization activity. Gene Ontology annotation, cellular component: SAGA complex; transcription factor TFIID complex; SLIK (SAGA-like) complex. Gene Ontology annotation, biological process: transcription initiation at RNA polymerase II promoter; RNA polymerase II preinitiation complex assembly.